Rotaria sp. Silwood2 is the source of this 1092-nucleotide messenger RNA. The record is from the annotation of a GenBank genome assembly. NCBI's taxonomy places the organism in Eukaryota, Metazoa, Rotifera, Eurotatoria, Philodinida, Philodinidae.
AUGGACGUACUUGAAUUACCUCGACCUGUCAUUAAUUUUCUUCGAACAAUGGCCAAAGAAAGUUGUCGUUAUGCCCUUUCAUGGGAUAUAUUUGGUGGACCUGAUUCAGUAACACUUACAUUAACAUGGAAACUUAUUGAUGAAGAAGUACAAUCAUCGACGAUUAAUGAAGCAAUAUCAUCACCACCAUCAUCAUCAUCAUCAUCAUUAAAACAACAACAACAACAACAACAAAACUAUGAUAAUCCUCAUCCACGUACACGUUCAACAAUCAAAGAGAGCAAUAAACCAUCAUCACCACGUCGUUCGCGUCGUGAUGAAAAUACUUCUAUGAAUGAAAAUAUUUCUGUACCGGCUAUAUUUCGUUCAUCUCGAGGCAAAAGUCUUGAAGGUAGUUCUAUACAUUCAAAUAAACAAAUUAUUUCUCAUCAUCAACAUAACCUAAAAGAACAACAACAACUACAACUACAACAGCAUGUAUCCAGUUUAGAACGACAAACAAUAACUAAUCAUCAUCAACAGCAUCGAACAAAAAAAGAACAACAAAAACAAAUACCAACACAGUCAGAUCAAAUCUAUGGAAAUCUUUAUGAUAUACGUUCAACACCUGUUGCUAAAUGUACAACUAUAUCGUCUUUAUCGAGUUCUUCUCCAUCACCUCAGCCAAACAAUAAUAAUAAUAAUAAUAAUAAUAAUAAUCCACCUUUAUCCGUCGCUUAUACUCAUCAUCAACGUACUAAACAGCAUCAACAACAACAACAAUCUGUAACACCGCCCAUCACUCGAAAACCUAUACGUUCAUUAUUGAAUACAUCUCGUACACCAACAAUACCGAUUACUAGUAAUACAUCAUCAAACUAUGCAAAAUUGAGACGAAAUAAUAAUAUAACUACCCAUGAUAAUAAUAAUGACGAUGAUGACACACUUGAUCCAUGGGUAAAACGUUUUGAAUGUUCAUUUGAAGAUAACGAUGAUGAAACUACAGAACAAUCAGAAGACAAAGAACCUGUUUCUACAACUACAGAUAAUAUUGAUGAAUUGGGAAAUACAUCUGGCAAAGUUAAAUUCAAGACAAAACCUGAUUAUUUCUAA